GAUGAUGUUUUUAUAACCUAUCAUCUGCAGAUAAUCGUUGUCUUGAGCUCAAAAAGCAGUAUAAACAUUAUUCAAAUCAGGGAGCCAAAUGAACGGCUCUUUCACAGAUGCGAUUCGGUCCCCGCCGUUCACCAAAAAGAGCCGUUCAAAAAGAGCCGUUCUUUCGCGAACGACCCAUCACUACCACUUUGUACCCUUCAGCAGCUUCUGCUUUUCAAAACGGGGUGUAGGAAUAUUCGUCAACUUGUCUUUGCAGAGGACACGGGUCUGUAAACAUUCUGUUUGGCAGAAUAUCCCGGGCGUGCUCUACGCUGGCGAAAAUGGAGGGGUUUCUACAGAGAUGUCGCGCUGCAUUAAAGGGCAGUUCGGAUGGCAGCUCUGGGAUCCACGUUGUCCUUGGCAACGAGGCCUGUGACCUCGACUCCAUGGUGUCGUCCCUCGCCUUCGCCUACUUUCUGUCCAAAACGUCUGGCAGCUCGUGUAAGACUGUGGUGCCAGUGCUGAACAUCCCGAGGGCCGAGUUCCCCCUGCGUUCAGACAGCGUGUUCCUGCUGAAGGAGAGCGGGGUUCCACAAGAGGCUCUGGUGUUCCGUGACGAGGUGGACCUGGCAGGGCUCUAUAGAGCCAAGAGGCUGGUGCUCUCCCUAGUGGACCACAACGUGCUUCCUAGUGCCGACAUUGACUUGGAGGAGGCAGUUGUGGAAGUCAUUGAUCACCACCACCUCGAGCGGACACCCUCCACUUCCUGUUCGGUCACCAUGGAAACCGUGGGUUCCUGUGCCACUUUGGUGACGGAGUACAUUCACCACAAGGCACCUGAAGUGCUAGACAGACAGGUGGCCCAAUUAUUAUACGGGGCCAUCGUGCUAGAUUGUGUCAACAUGGCACCAGAGGCGGGCAAGGUCACACCCAAGGACAGCCAUCUGGCCUGCCUACUGGAGUCGCGCUUCCCCAGCCUACCACCCAGGGGCACCCUUUUCCAGUCCCUACAGAGCGCCAAGUUUGACAUCUCAGGUCUUUCUACAGAGCAGAUCCUGCUGAAGGACAUGAAGGCUGUCUCCAGAGGCGACCUGAGACUGGCAGUCAGCGCUGUGUACAUGACACUAGAUAUGUUCCUACAGCGGAAGAGCCUACAACGGGAGCUUUGUGAGUUCUGUCACAAACAUCGUUUUGGUGCGGUGGUCGCCAUGACAAUCUCUUUCAAUGAACGCAGCGAGCCCCAUCGGCAGCUGGCGGUCUACAGCUCCAGCACCCUCUAUAGGGAGGAGGUGAGCCAAGCAUUAGAAAAGGCCCGGAACCCCUCUCUGUGCAUCUCUCCAAUGAGCAGCCCCUUCAACGACAUCAAGUCCUAUCUCCAAGGCAACGCGCUGGCCUCCCGCAAGAAAGUGCUACCUAUCCUCAAGGACUUCCUGAAGGAGUGGGACAAGAAGCAAGUGCAUUGUGGGGAGGCGGAGGACUUUGAGGAGCUGGACAACCACUUUGACCCCACGGGGUCGCUUGGUAUCGACGGAGACGCCCGUCCCCACUGCUUCUCGGCCUCUCGGCACCACCGCCGCCGCCUGUUGGGUGCCGAGGACUAUGGGACGGAGGAGGACUUCCAGGUGCCGGCCACACCCAUGAACAGCCUGGUGGAGGGCUGUCCACUGGACGCCGGCCUGCCCCAGAUCAGCGCGGAAGCCAUUUUGGAGAAGUUCAGCUACAUGGUAGGGGAAGCAGGGGAAAAUAAAGAUGUCAGCUGGCCAGGUGAUCAAUAACCUUCCAUUGAUGCCUUUAAAUCCUAGUGCCCCUGGCUCUCUGUCCGCGUGCACUGCAACCCAACCAAAAGACUAUAAGGACUGUUCAAACUCAGAAGCAUAUCAAUCAAUUGUAUGUUUCAUAAGGGACAUCUCAUAGCGGAUUAUAAUGACAAUCCAAGGGGCCAUGUACAGUAACUGACUCACUGGUUAUAUAGCAAUCCAAGGUUUUCUAUCAGCAGCUCCGGUAAUUGACUGGAAACAGGGUCGUGUUCAGGAGGAACAAAACCGCCCAAAACGGAGUGAAGCAGGGAGGUACCAUCUUAACUUAUCUAAUAAGAAAUGCUCGUUCUUGUUUUCCGUUGCAAAAUGUUUUGCUACGGUGUGCCCAAAUGAACACAACCCUGGACUACCAUGGCCAUCAAACUGAUCACCAAGUUCUUAUGGAUGCUUUACUCAAGUCAGGACUAACAACACCAUUACGAAGGAUAGGACAUCCUUCUAAAAGACUGAAAAAGGCAUGACUUGUACCUUUGAAGACUCCAGACAACAAUGAAGGUUCAAUGGAGUUUUCUCUCUGUAUCCCAUCUGAGUACAUGGGACUGCCUCAUUGGUUAGUGCCAUCUCCAAGUGUAUUGGUAGUAGAUUGGACAUUUGGAAAAUACAUGAUGGACUAAUGUAAUGAAUCUUUGAAGGGCCUAUUUCAAUGUCACAGGCAUUUGAGUGAAGCUUUAUUUUUAGGAGAAUAUUGCCCUGGAGAAUGACUUUAUUCAUUUUUGCAGCAUGUGUUUCAGUAGUCCUGGUCCUUGAAGACUGCAGAGUUUGCUGUUUUUUAGUGCAACUUAUCUAUGUACAGCUUCAGUAGUGAGUUAUUGAGCUGAUGAUUGAGCACGUGAUAUCUCCUGGCAUGUGUGCGAGCGUGUGUGUGUGUCUGUGUGUGUGUGUCUGUGUGUGUCUGUGUGUGUGUGUCUGUGUGUGUCUGUGUCUGGAGUUCUUGCUUAGCGUGAUGUCGUGAUGACAUUAUCAUCAGGGUUGUUUCAGUCCAUAGUUCUCCUCAUUGUCGGAAUCCAUCUGGAAAAGAAAGAAGGGAAGAACACUCACCCUCCGUACAGAGAGAGAGGUGGAGAGAUACAUACCAGAUCUCAGAUGCUACUCUGCUGUUCAUUCAUGCGUAUGAACUGCCUGCCCCCAGUCAGAUCUCUAAAAUUGCAGGUUUCCUUUUUUUCCCCUGUCAUGAAUGUUGUUCUGGAGGCAGCUCUGCAGAGUGGUCACUAGCUGGCACAGCCACAAAGUCCUACAAUCUGAUUUCAAACCUAACCCUAACCUAACCCUAACCUUAACCCUAAUCAUACUGCUAACCCUACUGCAUAACCCGAAACUUAAAUUAAGACCAAAACCCUUUUUGUUUUCAUGAAUUUCUACAAUAUAGACAUUUUGGAGUUUGCAGGUGGCCCAUCUACCCGGAAAUCGCAUUGUUUUGCCUCAAGGACAAGACUCAUCCCAAUAAACAUUAACCUGUGCUAAAUAUACUUUCUCUCUCUCUCUCUCUCUCUCUCUCUCGCAGGUUUGUCUGAGAUUUAGAUCACAAAGCUACUUCAGCUGCCCAAAUAUACACAAAUCUUAUGUGGAACUUAUCGUCUAGCUUAUCGUCUAGAUUUAUUCAGGGAAUUACCAUUGAUUAUGUCGUCCUAAUGACGUCAUAACAUUUUGAUAACAAAUGAAGUGAUGCAGAGGUUGACUUCAUGCAUACAAUUUUGCGCUGAAUUUCGUUCAGCAUGUUAUUCCUGCAUUACAAAAAAAACGGUGAUACGUUUCUAUUAAUACCCCCCUUUGUAUUUUUGAGUUACCAGACAUUUGCCUGUUCCCAGAUCUGUUUGUGCUCUUGCCAACUCCUAUCAUCAGUGUUGACUAUACAGCAUCAACAGAACUGGGCUAGUGAUGAAUUGCUCUGAUGAUGGUAUCUGAUCUGGAAUCUGUGUCGCAUACCCCAGAGAGCCUUGUGGCGGUUCAUUUGAGGAAACAUUACUGCAUUAGUGCAGAUGUCUGCUUCAUUAGCUGUCUGUAGUUGGGCCUGAGGAGUAGGUUUGAACUUGCUGAACCACAGAGAUGUGCAUACACCCCUAGGAAAACCCACAUACAGAUGAAUGCAUAGACACAAACACAUUAGACAGUGGCCCGAUUCCAUUUCCGUCACUAGUCCCUUCCUUUACGUCUACCAUUUCAGUGUUCCCAGAUCACAAGGAUUCGAUAGGUCUAAGUAAGUGAUAAGAUGAUGGCUCCACCUCGUUCGAUAGGGUAUGUGAAGGUUCUACCAUACACUCACCUAUCCAGUCCUUUUGCAUCGUGGAACUUCAAACUCUGAGAAUAAGGGAGGGCGGCACGGACUAAAAUGGAAUCCUGCUAGUCUCGCUGGAACUUUGGGCUUUGUUAGAAUUCCCAGAUUUUAAUUAAUAUAUCUUUGACAACAGAAAACAUCUUAGAAUGUUGACUAGCCCUGUGCUGAACCAUUUAAUGAAGAUAUUAAAUGAAGAUAGUAUAGUUGAUCAUGCCACUUGAUUAUAUAAAUCAACCAUGCAGUUUCAUUGAUUUAUUCUCUACAUCACAGCGAGAAAUAGUUUAUAGUAAAAUAAUAUGUUGUGUCUAGGCUAGCAUGGUAUUGAUAGUGAGUUUGCUAUUAAACAUACUCUGAAAGAUUAUUAUAUUGAGCCUCAGGUAUUAAAGAUUUGGCAAUGCUUGGCUUGUAGUUGUGUUUUUUUCUCUUUUUUUGCCAGCUAAACCUGCAUGAGCCAAAAAAAAUCCAUUGUGCUAAUUAUGUUUUGUCCUUCUUCUUUAUCUCCAAAUAUACUUUUUGUUGAAAUGUUUCAUGGGAAAUGUAGCUUAUGUGGUGGACAGUGUAAUGGCUCGGUGACUCUGCAGUUUAAUUUGAACACUAAAACGAGUUUGUUUUUCCCAUACCAUUUGUCAUGAUUACAUGUUUUAGUAAACACUCUUGUCACUGUGGUGUUCUAAUUUCUCCAAGCCUUUAAUUGACGUUUGAUAUGUUAGCUUGCUGGACUUGUUUAGCUUCUAAACAGGUUGAAUGACAACAAGUCAUUCACAAUGUUGUUUCUUUAACUCAAACUGGUUCCCUUUUUCAGUUUCUCAUGGCUUUCAUCCAAAGAUGCCCCUCCUCAACCCCUCUACAUGCAGUUCCUUUCAGCAUGGCUAGUUUUGUGAAUUUUAUGCAGGACAAUCGGGAUUCAACUUCCCUUUUAUUCAAGUACGCAAUAUGAUAAGUGUUUCCUGUGCGGUUCCUGAAUGCGAAACCACGUGUAUGACGAGAUUAUAAGAGAAAAUGUUAAAAUAUGCACUUCUAUUAAAAAAAAAUGAUUUUAA
Molecule: messenger RNA, 5108 nt
Organism: Salmo salar (Atlantic salmon)
Lineage: Eukaryota; Metazoa; Chordata; Actinopteri; Salmoniformes; Salmonidae
Product: exopolyphosphatase PRUNE1
Cellular component (GO): cytoplasm
Molecular function (GO): exopolyphosphatase activity
Source: RefSeq, a predicted model, not a curated record